Molecule: messenger RNA, 1722 nt
Organism: Sycon ciliatum
Lineage: Eukaryota; Metazoa; Porifera; Calcarea; Leucosolenida; Sycettidae
Product: trimeric intracellular cation channel type 1B.1-like
Exons: 6
Coding region: 173-994 (273 amino acids)
Biological process (GO): potassium ion transmembrane transport
Cellular component (GO): membrane
Molecular function (GO): identical protein binding; potassium channel activity
Source: RefSeq, a predicted model, not a curated record
ACAAAACUUCACACGCACAGGAAGGACUUAGGUGUCCACCGAGGGCAUCGACUCCGUUUUUUUGACUGACGGAGGAAGUCACAACAGAACUGAGCACAGUAGUACUGCGCAUGUAAUCGCGCUUCACACACAAGCUUCGCGAUCGAGUCGCUGGUUUAGCUGGUGGAGCAGAAUGGAAGGCGUCAUCUCUUCAAUGCAAGGCGCUGGAGAUGCCUUUGUCUCCUUGCCAAUGUUCCCGAUUUUCGAAAUCAUCCAUUAUUUCAAAUCAGCCAUGACCACACGUCAGGAGCCUGGUGCACGCGAAUUUGCCAUCAAGCACCCAUUAUCAUCCUGUGUCAGUACGCUAAUGCUUGUCAAUGGCGGAACCAUAGUGUGCAAUCUUUUGCUUGGCCUUCCGCUGGGUGAACCACUGCUAAAUCCAAUCCGUAUAGCAAUCGAGACUAUGAUAUGGUUUGUGGUGUUCUUUUGUCCUGGUGACUUUGUAUUCAGAUUCUUGUCGACACUACUUCCUAAGGCAGUUAUUGUAGUCUUCAAGGAUCUCCGCCGACUACAUCAGGUUGCAACUGGAAUUCGUGUGGCGACGAAACUGCACCCGAAUGCCUGGGCACUCGCAAUCCUAGCAGGAACAGCCAGGUCUAGUGGAGGUUCGCUAAUGGUGACUAAUGAUAGACUGAUGCGAGGAGCCAAGACAGCCAACCAACAUGAAUUUCUGAAGCCAUCAUACCACACCAAGUGCUCAUUCUUUGCAUCAUGUGCACUGGUCGCUCUCGAUCAAGGUCUUUUUGCCGAUAGGCUUGUCAUCCCGCGGAGUGUGCUGAUGCUCAUCCUGGCUCUGGCUAUGAUCACUGGGAGUCUGUCGAUUGUUUUGCUGGGCUACAGAGACCCGUUCUGUGCCGUAUCUGCAGUAAUACUCCCUGGCGCUACUGAAGAUGCUGCUGACCCACCAGCUAAGGAACCAGCAGCCAAGGAUGCGCAGGCGAAGAAAGAUGACUAGACCAAAUACAGUGCUCCACAAUACUGCUUUGUGUGUGUUCUCAGAAUCGGUACAUGAUAGUCCGUACAGUGGAUUUAGCACUACUCCUCGCGACUCACUGGAACUGACGAGUCAUAUUGCACGUUAGGUGAGUGGCAUCUGCCGCCACCCACGGCUGGUUCUCAGUUGCACGUACACAGUGCGUAGAUCACGGCCCAUGCUACCACAUCAACCAGACAGCAGUCAACACUGCUUGUCUUGUAGUGCUGGUUGAUUACUGGACGCUCACUAGCUGAUGCUGUGGGCCCAAAUGGCAACAUCACCUCUACACAGGACUCUAUUCAACAGGUCAUACCCUGACAUGUAUGCCACUAAACAUAGUCCAACUGAUCAUGUAAUGGAUCCAUCCUGAGCGGUAUGUAGCGUAGUACGUAGUACAUAGUAGUAGUAGCGAUACGUAGCCGUUGGCGGGUUUCUAGGAAUUUGCCUGCACCUGCAAAUCAUUUCACCAAUUGUAGAGAAGUCUGAACUGAAAUUUAUAAUGGGCCCAUUCUAAUCUGCUCUAACCGGUAGUGUCACUAUUUUCACCAUUGUUUUUUCUUUAUUAGUAGCAUGAUGAUACCUGGUUGUUUUUGCCACUCAUGAAACAUAGCAAGCGUUUAUAUUUCUUUCUUUUCGGUGCAGCACACACCGAAAGCAAUGAAGCCAUUUCCCACCACCGCAAUUGUGUAUCUGAAUUUGUCAUCUCG